AUGAGCGGCUUCCUGAACGUGCGAAAGCCAGCCGGGCUCACGUCGCAUCGGUGCGUUGGAGUCAUGCGCCGAGUGCUGGACACGCGACAGGUUGGACAUGGUGGUACAUUGGACCCGAUGGCCACGGGCGUCCUCAUGCUGGCAGUGGGUCGGGCCACACGCUUCUUGCAAUACUUGACGACGGGUAAGGAGUACAGGGGCGCGAUCCGACUGGGCAUCACCACGGACUCGGACGACAUCACGGGUGAUGUUCGGACACAGUUACCAGCACCGUGGAUCAGUGAGGAGAUGGUGAACAUGACGCUGCAGAGGUUUAUUGGGGAGAUCGACCAGGUGCCCCCGCGUGUCAGCGCCAUCAAAAAGAAUGGCGUGAGGCUGUACAAAUUAGCGAGAGCAAAGAAAGAUUUUGACGUCAAGCCGAGACGGGUGUGUAUUAAGAAGAUCGACGUGCAAAGCUUUACACAAGGAGAUUUUCCAGAGGUUGGAGGCACAUACAUCCGAUCGAUCGCCCGGGAAUGCGGUGAGGCACUAAUUGUGCCCCCCGAGUACCUGGACUCGACGUGCAAAUUGCGCAACUCUGUUGGCGAUUUUUGCGUUGGAGGAACGCUGACUGAACUGGAGCGAACUCGAAGUGGGGCUUUUGCCAUUGCCGAUAGUCUCGACUUCGAUGAAAUCCGUUCCAUGUUAGAGCGAGGGGAGUCCCCGCUUCAGCCGAUCGAGAACAUGCUCCAGCAUCUUCCCUCCGCGGAAUUACCACUACAAACUGCCCAGUAUUGGUUGAAUGGUGGCACUGUUACUAUCCCAGCGGAAGAUAUUGAGUUCGUGGACCACAACUACUACAAACUCACCAGCGGCGAGCCCAUUCGCAUUUACUCAUCGUCGACAAUGCUUGGCAUCGCUCAAGUGGACCCACAACCUCAGUACAAGGAAGUAUUUCUCAGAAAGCGUUUAUUCAUCUAAGAGGUCGGUAUUUCUCUUCCUUGAAACCU
Molecule: messenger RNA, 989 nt
Organism: Phytophthora infestans T30-4
Lineage: Eukaryota; Oomycota; Peronosporomycetes; Peronosporales; Peronosporaceae
Product: tRNA pseudouridine synthase B, putative
Exons: 5
Coding region: 1-960 (319 amino acids)
Biological process (GO): mRNA pseudouridine synthesis; tRNA modification
Cellular component (GO): mitochondrion
Molecular function (GO): RNA binding; pseudouridine synthase activity
Source: RefSeq, a predicted model, not a curated record